AGGCUGAGGUGACAGCUGGCUCUGAGGUCACAGAGGUCCCAGAGCCCUGUUCUUGCACAACACCACAAGGACCAAGCAGUCAGUCCUUGACUACGACUGUUGCAGCAGCAGCGGCGACGGCAGCGGCGGCGGCGACAGUGGUGCUGACAUUUGAACAGCGGCGUCAGGACAGUGGUGGCAGCAAGAGCUGCAGGACUGGCAGAGAGCAAGGCAUCAUGGCCCUUGCUCUGCGCCUCUUCCUCCUGCUCCUCCUGGCAGCGGCCCUGCCUGACAGGGCUGCCCAGGCUGCUCCACAGCGAGCAUGGAGAGCAGAUUGGGACCGUGACAUGGAGUAUAUAAAAAAGAUGGUAAAUGGUGGUUUGAAGACCAUUCCAGAUGCUGGAGGUCCUCCUACAUGGACAAACCAAGACAAAGAAGACCAGAAAUCCCUGGAGGCAUCCCAAGUUCUGGACAGGAUGUUGAAUGAUCUGAAGAGACGUCGUGAGUUGAAGAAAAUGGCUUUGCUGAAGGCGGUGUUUCCCGAAGGAAACACGGGACCAUGGGCAGCGUCUGCUGCAGGAAGGGAGGCCAUGCCAGGCACAGUCCCAGGAGAUGAGGGUGCUGAGACAGCUUCUCCAGCAGCUGGGAUGGAAGAUGGCUUGGAACCAUUAGGAGGUUCUGCAGGUGUGUCUGCAGAGAGGACUUAUUCAGCUCCUUUCCUGAUUCCUGAAAGCAAGCUCAGCUCCCAUCGCAGGGGUCCUCCUAGAGGGAGGAACAAACCUACAGAAGGUAUCAAGUCCCUGGAGACAUCGAAACACAUGGAUGUGAGGCUGAGUGAUCGGGACAGACGUCGUGAGAUGGACCAAAAGUCUUUGCAGAAGGCAGAACUUCCUGCAGAAUGCAACAGCUUCAUUCCAGAUGCCUCUACAGAAAGGGAGGAGAUAGCAGACAGUGCCACGGAAGAUGUUAUCUCAGAAACUGGAGUGUAUGUCGAGGAUCCCGUGCGCCUGCCAAGAAUUGUCUGCCCGCAAGACAUCCGCAGGUCCUGCAUGAUAGGCACUGUAGUGACACUGAUCACAGUGCCACUUGUGCUUAUAUUCUGCUAUUUUGGGAUCCAGAAAGUCUACGAGAUCAGACGUUCUUCCUCCAGUUAUUUGAUAUAGUUUGUUAUUAUCCCGUGGCUGAAUUACAGGACUACAGAGGCUGGCUAUGGAUGACAGUCGUGUGUCUGGCCUUCUGCACAGCACAUCCACACAGGAGCUAAGGGAUCAUCCUUGCACAGCCCAUCGUGGAAGAAGAGAGUUCACUGAUAAAUCCGACACCGUUUUAUGGCAUGGCAGCAGAAUAAAGGCUAGAAUUGGUCCUGUUCCAAGCCCUUUA
Molecule: messenger RNA, 1359 nt
Organism: Cyanistes caeruleus (blue tit)
Lineage: Eukaryota; Metazoa; Chordata; Aves; Passeriformes; Paridae
Source: RefSeq, a predicted model, not a curated record